Entamoeba invadens IP1 is the source of this 702-nucleotide messenger RNA. RefSeq lists its product as hypothetical. Gene Ontology annotation, molecular function: zinc ion binding; RNA binding. Bases 1 to 702 code for a protein of 233 amino acids. The transcript has a single exon. Lineage: Eukaryota; Evosea; Mastigamoebida; Endamoebidae. The record is from RefSeq and is a predicted model, not a curated record.
AUGACAGAAACAAACCCAAUCACAGUUAGAAUCCAACCGAUCGACUCCACAAUGACAGACGAUGAUAUCCACGCUCUCUUUGAUAAAUAUUCUCCCGUCUCAUAUGACAAUCCACGAUAUGAAAAAGACACUCCAUUGAAUUACUGUAUAAUCACAAUGGGAGAUAAGGAAGCAGCUGACACUCUCAUUAAAGAGAAGAAUGGGAGUGAAUGGGAUGGAGUCAAGAUCAAAAUGUAUGUUGAUAAAAAAGACCCAUCAAGAUUAACAGUGAACUUUUUAUAUGGGACACUGAAUAAGGAUGAGAAAGACGUCAAGAAGUAUUUGAAGGGAUAUAAAGUGAAGAGUGUCGAGAGAUUAAUUUCCAAAAAAGGGACAUUAAUGCGUAGCUAUUUACAUGUAGUUCUUAAAGAUUUGGAGUCAGCAAUACAAAUGAAAAAGGACUUUGAAACCAGAGAAGAGACAAAGAAAUACGAGUUGCAGUUUAUUACUAAAACAGGUGAACAUAUCAAUCAAUGUUUUAUAUGUGGGAAAUAUGGACAUAAGAAAGCUGAUUGCCCUGAAAAAGGUAAACAUGCUCCAGUCAUAAAAACACGAGACAUGAAAAUUGCCGAACAAAAACAUAAAAAAUACGUUUUAAAGAAAAAGGAACAGAACAAAAAUAAGAAAGGAAUAAAACGAGAAAAGCAAAACACAAAGGAGUGA